GUAUUGUGACGUGUUCAAUUGAUCGUUAUGGCGGGUUGUUUUGCUAGCAAGUAAGAAUGAAUGUAACUCAACUUGUCAUUCAUCGCUUUCUAACUGGCGGUUUUGGUGGACUACGGAGACUUUCAACAAAAUGGGAAGUACCGGCGACGAACUGAAGGAGUUUCAAUCACUUCAUGGUAUGUACGAAGAAAACGAAAAUUGUUUAGAGUGUGCCGUUAGCGGCAAUGUAAUUACACAGCCCAAAAGAUGCAGAAGAUUUGCCAACGAUGAAAGCAACAAUGAAGCAAUCACGACUGAGCUACUAAAAAUAAGCCAAGAUUUCAAGAAAAGAAUCAGUGAAGAAGUUUCAUCAUACUGUGAAGGAAUGGAAAAUGCCGUUUUGGCGAGCAGCUCUGAAAACACAUUGGAUGACAAAAACAUGAUUUGGCGAACAGUAGAGAAAGACAAGACACUGAGGUGCCGACGCUUGAAGAGAAUUUGUAUAUCCCGAGAUGCACCAGUAUCUUUGUCUCCUGAUGAUCGACGUAUCAAUGAAGUCGUAUACAAGCUUGCAAUUGAUACGCUGGAGAUUGAGAAUUCUCUUCGCUUGCACGGAAUCUUGAGGUAGCACUUUAAACAGAACCAUAUGUGACGUAUCCUCAUGUUUUGCCUUGAAAGGAGCAGUUGUCAUUCUGAGAGCCACUGGAAGGUUUAGAAAUUCAAACGCGUAUGAUACAUUUUCUCGAUGUGCAUGAAUUUUAAAUGACCAUUUCAAGUAGGAUUUUUUCACCAGAGUUUACCAUAUCUCUUAUUUCAUUCAAUAUUAUAUUUUUGAACUUUUGUUUGGAAACAGUCUAUCAACUGCUUCAUUUUUAAAUUGCUAUUAAAUUAAAAAAGCUUUUAGUUCAAUUCUGGUAACAAAUAGUGGUAAAGCUUGAUCAGUGAGAAUGAAGCAGGCAGAUGCUGUGGUUAUAAAAUAAAUGGUGGGUAUCAGCAACAAAAUUUUCCAACUGAUCAUGUGUUUCUUUUCUAAAAAAUUAAAAUACACAUAAGAUAAAACAUGAAACGAAAAAGUUUUUCUUUUUCGCUCUUUAUUUUUGGUUUGUUUCAUAAUUAAAUCCUCCAAUCAUUUUUCACAUAGUAAGCAGUGUAAAAACUGACACGUUUAGGAAGGUAUAUACAAAAACACACAAAUUGUAAAAAAUGAUAAUACGCAGAUUCGCUGCUUAAAAAAAAUACACACUUGAUACCAAAUUGCUACCAAUACAUAAUGGAACGUGUAGGACUAUGUGCAGAGUAAUGCUGGCUUAAUCAUGAUAGCAUCGCAAUUUACACACGGCACUUCCAAAGUAUGAGUUCUUUUAUGGGGCUAAUAUAGUGAUCACUCUCCUAACCAUCCAAGGAGUAUUUACGCUGCACAUUUAAAACUUUGAUAAUCCCAAAUUUUUAAAUGUAUACUUAUAUAUAACCCCAUUUUUUCAGAGUGUAGGAAUGGGAGAACACCUCAUGUCAAAAAAAAAAUCUGAAAUUUUGUUGAUAUUUGAAUAUCAUCAUAUAUCAUAUUGGAUAUCAUGAGAUAUCACUUUUCAAACUAACUUCAAGUGUAAUGAUGUAUUUUCACUUUGAAAUAAAACAAUGGUAGUGCACACAGAGCACUAAUAUAAAUUGAUAGAUGAUUCAAUAGGAGUCAUAAUAUCACAUAAUACAAAACAAUGCCAUCAAAUCUCACCUCUGUAUUUUUGACUUACUUACUGUAAUUAAUUGCUAUUCAGGUUGUUAACAGGAAAAAUAUUUCCUAUUUGAUAGUAAAUUUUAAAAAGCUGAGGUUAUACACCAUUUCGAAAUUGUAAAAUGUGACUCGAAGUAGUUGUUUUUUUAUUACAAAAAAUGCCAAAAAGGGUAUUCAAAUUACUACAACAAGAAAAAAAAUUGUCUAUCGGUGAUAUCUGGAUUUUUUGGUAUCUUGGUUCAAAUACAGUAUUAUCAUGAUAUUUGACAUAUAAUAAUUUCUUCACAAUCAAAUUUUUUUAAAUUCCAAAAUAUUUUCUUUUCGCUGUUUGGAUUAUAAAAAUCACUUUCUAAGAGGGAUGAGGAUUUCAAUUCAACAAAAUUUCUGAAAAACCCUAAAUAUAUGAUAUAAUUCAAACAAAAAAAUGUAACAAUACUAAUUAGAAACCUUACAAAACCCCAAAUAAUAAGUCGUGAAAAAUGACAAAUUACUAACAUUCAGAGUGAACAAAUAUUCCAGACCAUUGGUUCAUCAUUAAAUUCUGGAAUAGAAAGCAAAUGAACACAAGAUAAAAAAAUCUGCUGUACGAAAUAAGAUUAGUUCAAAUAAGACUGAUCUACAUAUUGUUCCCUUAAACAUAAUAUAUAUCAGAUUGUACCAGACAUCUUCUAACAAUGGAUCGUUUUCAUUUAAACCUUGAGUAUUUUCAAUUUUGCAAGGAUUAAAAAUUUGUUCAAUUUUCUUUUUCGCCUCGAAUGCAAAUUUACUUACUAACCUUGUCAAUUCAACACAGUUUUCAAUGCCAAACUU
This is a messenger RNA of Styela clava, 2518 nucleotides long. RefSeq lists its product as uncharacterized. The record is from RefSeq and is a predicted model, not a curated record. NCBI's taxonomy places the organism in Eukaryota, Metazoa, Chordata, Ascidiacea, Stolidobranchia, Styelidae.